Arabidopsis arenosa is the source of this 4448-nucleotide messenger RNA. NCBI's taxonomy places the organism in Eukaryota, Viridiplantae, Streptophyta, Magnoliopsida, Brassicales, Brassicaceae. The record is from the annotation of a GenBank genome assembly.
AAGCAACGGUCAUGCCUCUCGCGUGCAGAUUCAAGAAUCGAGAAUAAUGUCUCCUCUUCCUCCUUCUUCUUCUCCAAUCGCCUUCAAGGAACAACAGGGAAGACCACCUCCCACAACACAACAAACAAUAGCCGGAAAACUCUUUAGAAAUCUCUUCAAGGGUCUUCUCUUCUCACAAUUAACCUUAAUCUCGCUUUUGGUGAUCGUUCUCACCAUUCGCGGUCUCAUCUCAGCAAGUACACACCAUUUCCACCCCAAGAAAUGGUACCCUCCUUUACUAGCAUCUGUUGCUGUCUCAGGAGUUGCAUCUUUAGCCUGGCAAUGCAUCUUUAUAUACAAUCCAUCAAGAGCAGUCAAAGCAACGUUUUGGCUUAGCCCAAUACUCACCUGCUCGGUAGGGAUAUUGCUUGUUCUGAUUGGCUCUGCGGUAGAUGCAGGGAUCGGUGCAGUAUUUGUGCUUUUCGCCAUUAUUCAGUCUCUGUAUGGUUGCUGGAUCACUCCGAGGUUUGCAUACACCGAUAAGAUACUAUCACUUGCUACAGCGUUUCCACCUGCAAGAACCAGAGAAGUAGUCUGCUUAUCAAUCAUAGUUAGCGUUGUUUACUCUGGUUUCUUGGUCACUGGAAUUGGAGGAGCAACUUCCACUAGAACAAAUCUUGAUAUCUUGUUCAUAUCCGUAAUCAUGAUGAGCUUAGCAUGGACGAUGCAAGUUCUCAAGAAUGUACAACAAGUUGCGAUUUCACGGGCGAGAUAUGUAAACUUUGCACAUGGAGAAGAUAUGGACGCUUGGAAUGCUUUUCGCAUCACUUUGAAACACCUGACUGGGAGCAUCUGCAUUGGCUCGACGCUUGUUCCAAUCAUCGUAUUCAUCAGAGGAUCGAUAAGAAGCGUUAAUCUAAUGUCAGGGAGCAGCGAUGAGGUCAUGUAUUCAGGUGCUGAUUGCUUCUCUACCAUUGCUAACAAACUCAUUACACUUGGAAACAGAUGGGGCUUUGUACAUGUUGGAACAUAUGAUAAAGGCUUCAUGGAGGCUUCGAGUGAUACAUGGAAGAAGUUCAGAAGCACAACAGGGUUAGAGAAACUGAUAGAUUCGGAUCUCACUAGCUCCUUCUGCUUCCUCAGCGCGGUUUCUGUUGGAGCAGUCUCUUCAUUAACUGCUGGAAUAUGGAUGUUGUUAAUACACAAAGACUAUGCCCUGGAAGUGUCUCUCUAUGCUUUCAUAAUUGGAUAUUUCGUGGGAAGGGUAGGUUUGGCGUGGCUACAGGCAUGUGUCUUGGCUUACUAUGUAGCUUAUUCUGAAGAUCCUCAAAGCAUGAGGUUUGACGGUACAAUUCCACAACGUAUUCAGCGUCUUCAAAUGUUAAGUGCUCACAGAGAUAACAGGGAGCUUGAGAAGAAGAAGAAGAUGCUGACGAGUCCCAGUAACGCACUUCACAGUAGUACUCCACACUUCUGGCCAGUUCGCCGGAGCAGGCUUUGCCGUUCCCGGAAUUUACCUCGUUUUCACUCCGGCGAACGCAGCAGCGGCGGAGGAGGAAAAUUGUGCUCGCUCUCUCUUCUCUCCGCUAGUGGCGCCAGUAAAUUCAGUGUCAGAGCUCUAGUUAGACCAGAUGUUACCGAAGACGCUGACUCUAUCGGCGAUGGGUCACUGGCUUUUCCUAACCACGUUUCUGUCAAAAUUCCUUUCGGAAAUAGAGAGAUUUUAGUAGAGACUGGUCUUAUGGGGAGACAAGCAAGCUCUGCUGUAACAGUGACAGAUGGAGAAACUAUUGUCUACACAUCUGUUUGUCUAGCUGAUGUUCCGAGUGAGCCAUCAGAUUUUCUUCCCCUUUAUGUUCACUAUCAGGAGCGAUUCUCAGCUGUUGGUCGAACUAGUGGUGGAUUUUUUAAGCGAGAAGGAAGAACAAAAGAUCACGAGGUUCUGAUUUGUAGGUUGAUCGAUAGACCUCUACGCCCCACUAUGCCCAAAGGUUUCUACAAUGAAACUCAGAUAUUAUCCUGGGUUUUGAGCUAUGAUGGAUUACACGCACCUGAUGCUUUAGCUGUUACAUCUGCUGGAAUUGCUGUAGCUCUUUCAGAAGUACCAAAUGCGAAAGCGAUUGCAGGAGUUCGGGUUGGUCUAAUUGGGGGAGAAUUCAUCGUCAAUCCAACCGUGAAGGAGAUGGAAGAGUCACAGCUAGAUUUGUUUCUAGCUGGAACAGAUACAGCAAUAUUAACAAUAGAGGGAUACAGUAAUUUUCUUCCUGAGGAAAUGCUGCUCCAAGCUGUUAAAGUUGGACAGGAUGCUGUACAGGCUACAUGCAUUGCUAUUGAAGUUUUAGCAAAGAAAUAUGGAAAGCCCAAAAUGCUUGACGCUAUCAGAUUACCACCUCCAGAGCUAUACAAGCAUGUGAAAGAACUUGCUGGUGAGGAAUUGACCAAAGCGCUACAAAUUAAGAGCAAAAUAUCGAGAAGGAAAGCCAUAUCGUCCUUGGAAGAAAAGGUCUUGACAAUACUGACAGAGAAGGGGUAUGUUAUUGAUGAGGUUGCAUUUGGAACCAUAGAAGCACAACCUGAUCUGUUGGAGGAUGAAGAUGAGGAUGAGGAAGUUGUUCCUGAAGGGGAGGUGGACCAAGGCGAUGUACACAUUAGGCCCAUCCCUCGGAAACCUAUUCCUUUACUAUUUUCUGAAGUAGAUGUCAAGCUGGUCUUCAAAGAAGUAUCGUCAAAGCUCCUACGGAGGCGAAUUGUUGAGGGAGGUAAAAGAAGUGAUGGUCGGACUCUGGAUGAGAUUCGUCCAAUUAAUUCAAGAUGUGGACUGCUUCCAAGGGCACAUGGAAGUACUCUGUUCACACGUGGUGAAACACAGGCACUGGCAGUUGUUACGCUUGGUGAUAAACAAAUGGCACAGAGAAUUGACAACCUUGAGGGUUCUGAUGAAUACAAGAGGUUCUAUCUUCAGUACACUUUUCCUCCAUCGUCUGUUGGUGAAGUUGGACGAAUUGGUGCACCCAGUAGAAGAGAAAUAGGUCAUGGGACACUAGCAGAGCGAGCAUUGGAGACCAUUCUACCUAGUGAUGAUGACUUUCCUUACACAAUACGUGUUGAAAGUACAGUAAUUGAAAGCAAUGGUUCUUCAAGCAUGGCAUCUGUUUGCGGCGGUUGCUUGGCUUUGCAAGAUGCCGGAGUUCCAGUCAAGUGUUCUGUUGCUGGCAUAGCAAUGGGAAUGGUUUGGGAUACUGAAGAAUUUGGCGGUGAUGGAUCUCCCCUUAUCCUUUCUGACAUCACUGGAGCUGAAGAUGCAUCUGGUGAUAUGGACUUUAAGGUUGCUGGGAAUGAAGAUGGUGUUACCGCCUUUCAGAUGGACAUUAAGGUAGGAGGAAUCACUUUAGAGAUAAUGGAAAAGGCUCUGAUACAGGCGAAAGCUGGGCGUCGCCAUAUUCUUGCUGAAAUGGCAAAGUGCUCACCGCCUCCUACAUUAAGCCUCUCAAAAUACGCUCCAUUGAUACAUAUUAUGAAGGUUCAUCCAAGCAAAGUGUACUCUCUUAUUGGUUCUGGUGGUAAGAAAGUAAAGAGCAUCAUUGAAGAAUCUGGAGUUGAGGCCAUUGAUAUGCAAGAUGAUGGAACUGUCAAAAUUAUGGCAAUCGAUGUAGCGAGUCUGGAAAGGGCGAAAGCGAUUAUUAGUGGAUUGACAAUGGUUCCCGCUGUUGGUGAUAUCUACAGGAAUUGUGAAAUCAAGUCAAUGGCUCCUUAUGGUGCCUUUGUAGAGAUUGCGCCUGGGCGGGAAGGUCUUUGCCAUAUCAGUGAGCUGAGUGCUGAAUGGCUUGCAAAACCAGAGGAUGCCUAUAAAGUAGGAGACCGCAUUGACGUCAAACUAAUAGAGGUGAAUGAAAAGGGUCAGCUUCGACUUAGUGUACGGGCUUUACUUCCCGAAUCAGAGACAGACAAAGACAGUCAGAAACAACAGCCGGCAGGUGAUUCUACCAAAGACAAGGGUUCGCAAAGGAAAUAUGUAAAUACUUCGUCAAAGGACCGUGCAGCAGCAGGAGCAUCAAAGGUUUCAUCUGGGGAUGAACUUGUCCUGAAGAAGAAAGAUGUAAGGAGAGCAACUGGUGGUAGUAGUGACAAGACAAUGAAAAGCAAUAGCAGUACCAACGAAGAAAGUUUAGUCAACGGUGAAGCUACAAUCAGCUAGUGAAUGCAAACAAGAUCACUGUUCAUAUCUGUUUCUUGUGAGACUCAUUACGAAAGGAGGAGAGUUUCUUCCAACGGAACCACAGUUUCUUGAAGCUGUGCAUAUAUGUUGGCAAGUCUGGUGUGGAGGAGGAUAACAUUUUUGAAGACGGCAUAUGUUGGGAGAUUCUCAGACAUUUCAUCAGUGCUUUCUGUUGUCUUUUCUCUUGCAAACUCAUUAGUCCGUUUAGGUUACUUGAUAUUUUCAUGUUAUUGACUAAAUUUUAUUUAGAUGA